GCUUCAAGCGGCCCUGACCGAGCAUUUCCUAGCACCAUCUCUCAAAUACUCCCAAGACCCCGUUCUUGUGUUUUGAGCUUGAUUUGAUUCUUUUGUUGUUUGCCAUCUCAAGCGGUUAUCUCGUGCCUAUUUUUGCUUGGCCACUCCACUUCUUGGACACCAGACUGCCGCGUCUUGUUUUUGAUCCCUUGAUAUCUAUCUGCUAUAUGAAAUGCUAGAAUCUGCACAACCUGCUCAUGAGCAGCCAUCGUGGGGAAGCAGUAGCUCAGAGACGCUAGAGACAAACAGAGUCGAUGAGCAGCAGCACAUAGAAAGAGAAAAAUCACACAAGAGCCAGGAAAUAGAUCCAGAUGUAGAAAUCGUGGACUGGGAUGGUCCCAACGACCCGGAAAAUCCCUUCAACUGGCCAGUACGGAAAAAAUGGGUCAUAACAUCGGUAGCCCUCUUUGGAACCUUUAUUGCUCUUAUCAAUGGAACAUCCAUGGCCGUCGCUGCUGAAGCCUACAAUCGCGAAUUUGGCAUCAGUGAUGCGCAUUUUCCACACUCAUAUUGGCCAAUUGCCAGUUGGGCGCUAGGUGGCGGUGUCUUCAUGAUGGUCCUGUUACCGAUUCUCGAAGACUUUGGAGUCAGGUGGGGCUAUCUGAUUACCUACAUUGUCCUCAUCAUCUUCAUCGUCCCCUCGGCAGUCGCUCAAAACUUUGCAACGCUGGUAGUCACACGUUUCAUUGCUGGAGGAUGCGUCUCAUUACUAGGCAACACAAUCAGCAGUAUCAUUUGCGACAUCUGGGCUGGCGAUCGUGGAAGAACAAUACCCCUGGAACUUUACAUCACCGUCUAUCUCUUUGGUAGUACCAUGGGACCUGUUAUUGGUGGCGCCAUCUACCAAUUCCUUGACUGGCGCUGGAUCUUUUACAUCCAAAUCAUCUGGUACUGCGCUUUCAUUCCUCUAUUCUUCUUCACCAUCAAGGAGACUCGCGGCUCUGUUAUCCUGAAGCAACGCGCGAAGAAGAUUCGCGCAGCCACUGGCAAGAAGGCAUAUACACGCGACGAGUUGAAUCACAUUCCUAUCUGGCAGAUCGUCAAGACCUCGGUACAAAGACCGGCGUACAUGCUCUGCACAGAGUGGGUCGUGUUCUCACUCACAAUGUGGUCAGCCUUCGCCGUCGGGCUGGUCUACCUUUUCACCCAAAGCAUCGAGGAAGUUUUCGCAGGUCUGUACGGUUGGCCGGCCUACAGCACCGGUUAUGUUCAAGCCGCCGUCGGUAUUGGCGAACUACUCGGCUUCUUCGUCUCAUACUCGAACAUUCACUUUUACCUACGGUCUGCCAAGUCGAACCCAAUCGACCCAGGUACACCUGUCCCAGAGGCUAGACUUUACAUGUCUCCCGUGGGAGGCUUUUUUGGCAUGACAGGAGGCAUGUUUGUCUACGCCUGGACUUCUUACCCAAACAUCCCUUGGAUUGCCCCAGCGAUUGGACUCGCGAUGGUUGGUUUCGGCAUCAACAUUGUUUGUUCGUCGAUCGCUCAAUAUCUCAUGGACUCGUACUCAAAGUACGCUGGCUCGGCAAUCGCAGCAGUAGCGUUUGGUGAGAACGUCUUCUCUGCUUUCUUGCCAUUGGCUGCGCAAAGCAUGUAUACCAAUCUUGGAUAUCAGUGGGCAAGUUCUCUGUUGGCGUUUUUGUCUUUGGCGUUGGCUUGUGCGCCUAUCAUUUUGCUGUUGAAGGGGCCUGAGAUCAGGGCGAAGAGUCCGUUCAUUCAAAAGGCCAGGUAUGAACAUGAUGUCAAGGGUGGUGAAGUAGACGUAUGAGCAGCGCGGAAUGUCUUUAUUCCUGUAUAUGAGUGUAGACACCCACAUAGUAUGGCCAUUGAGCACACAUCUAAUCUUGACCUGCCGAUU
This is a messenger RNA of Aureobasidium pullulans EXF-150, 1897 nucleotides long. RefSeq names its product MFS general substrate transporter. NCBI's taxonomy places the organism in Eukaryota, Fungi, Ascomycota, Dothideomycetes, Dothideales, Saccotheciaceae. Gene Ontology annotation, biological process: transmembrane transport. The record is from RefSeq and is a predicted model, not a curated record. Gene Ontology annotation, molecular function: transmembrane transporter activity. Bases 212 to 1807 code for a protein of 531 amino acids. The transcript is spliced from 2 exons.